This is a messenger RNA of Cokeromyces recurvatus, 1783 nucleotides long. RefSeq lists its product as uncharacterized. Lineage: Eukaryota; Fungi; Mucoromycota; Mucoromycetes; Mucorales; Mucoraceae. Bases 313 to 1629 code for a protein of 438 amino acids. The record is from RefSeq and is a predicted model, not a curated record. The transcript has 4 exons.
CAAAGAUGGAAAAAAGGAAGGUUGCAAAAUAUGUGACCAAUUACUUCCUCCAAAACUACCGAUCCAUUACAAAGACUACCACUGCGACUUUACUUUGACUCUGGUGGCUGAAGAUGAUGGCAUUGUUGAAUUUGAGUUUAAAUCUACUGAUAAAGGAUAUUCUUGUCCUUUUUCUUGCAAAAACAACUUUGUUUCAAAGAACUCGCUAUUGAAACAUAUCAAUAGCAGUAAGACCUGUGAAAUUCCCAUCUACAAAAAACUGAGCACGCGUUCAAAAGAUAACCCACUUUUCCUGAGCUAAAUAAGUCAGUCAUGAAAUGCAGUACUCUAGUAGCAUAUGAAGAUUCGGUGAUUUCUUCAUUUGAAUUGACAGAAGAGAAAUAUUCUAUGGAAAAGAGGAUAGUGGGUAUUGUGAGUUCAUUGAAUCUGGAACCCUUUGGCAUAUACAAUGAAAAUGAUGGUGAAAUGUCAGCGCUGACCAGUAAAAACAAUAUUGAUAUCCUUAUUGAGAAAUAUCAUGGAGAAAAGGUGUUCAUCUCUAGGAAGAGACGGGACAUCGAAGAAAAGAAAGUCAUGAGACAAUUUUCAAAUGACAAUGGGUUCAGCUCGAGAAUUUUAAACGGUCCUUAUGCAAAGACACUUAGCAAGCGUCAUUACUUUGAGUUGACGAAGAAUAUUUGCACAUUGUUAAAUACCUGUUGGCUAUCCAGCCCAAACAUGAAGUAUUUUGCGGCAAAGGUCAUGGCAGGUGCUAUCUUAUAUAAUUUUGAAACUGGGCAAACACUUUUGAUUACAAGUCUCGAAAUGUAUGGAAGAACGCCUUCUGUUGAUCCACAUUUUGAAAAUCCACAAGUGUCAUUUCCUCCAAGCGAUAUAAAAUAUCAAAAUAUGUGGCCAAUGACAAACAAGACAAAUGAAGGAACAAAAUUAAUCAUUAGAACUAUGGAAUUCAACUAUCUCAUUACUGCCAGCAUUAGAGUGGAUUCAAUUCAUUUGCCAGAGGUGAGACCAUCAACAAAAUCUUUUCUUCUAAACUCUGUUGAAUCCUCUAAAAACACCCAGAUAUUUCUAGAUCGAAAUGUAUAUGAAGAGGCAAAGCUUCUCGGUGAAAAUCUUGAAUGUAGUAGAAUUGAAAUCUCGCAUUCCUUAUACCAAGUUAGACAGAUUCGAUCCAAGUUAACCGAAAUAGAAACUUACGAUAAAUUAAGAGCGACAUUUGACAUUUUAAAUAUAGUAACUGACCAGCCAGUAACCAUAUUUACCUUAUGUGACUUUCCAAAAGCAAUACCCUCAGAUGAUGGAGAGCCAUAUUAUAAUUACACCCUUGGUUCAAAGUUAUUUAUGAAAAUUGCAACUGAAAGAUUUAAUAAGAAAUACAAAGCUCAGCUUGAAAAGGAUAUUAUUGAAUCUAUUAUGCUUAAAUUCAAGGAUAAAUCAAAGAAGAUACCACAAAUCAUUGAAGAGAUAUUGGAUAUUUAUAAUGUUACAGGCGUUGAAAAAAUUCGUAUUUUAUACAACCAAGAAUUAAAUAGAGUGCUCGUAAAGUUAACGAAUGUGCUGGCACCUUCUAUUACAAAAGCGAAUAAGGAAAUUGUAAAGAAUAUAAAGAUUGCACUUAAACAGCAUUGAUAUGCAACGACUAACAUAUUAUGUUCUUGAAUCUGGCAAAAAAACAUCUAAUAAUUGCCAUUUAAUAUCGUUUCAUCUCACUUGUAAGGCAACACCGAUAAUAUCACCUUAUAAGCCUUUUAUUGUUUAUUUUAUCGAUUUCUCUCGUUUUUUA